AUGAUACCUGAGGAAGUAAAUAGGCCCAAUAUGGAGAUUGUGCCUUCUGUGGAUCUUACAAAAGCUUUCACCACUAGCCAAGCUUUUGAAUCCUCCAAAGAUCUUGUUAAUUGGGCCAAAGCUGUAGGUAAAGAGCAUGGCUAUGUUAUUAUUAUUCAGAAGUCGGACUAUGGAUCUGACAAAAGGAGGGCCGUGAUGACACUAGGAUGUGAGCGUGGCGGCAAAUAUAAACCAUCCACAUCGGUGUUAAAGCGAAAUCGGACUGGAACUAAGAAGUGUAAUUGUCCAUUCAGGCUAAGGGCAAGGCGUAGUAAUAAAGAUAAAAUGUGGACGGUGCUUGUGCAUAGUGGGAUCCAUAAUCAUGACACUGCUGAGGUUUUGCAGGGUCACUCAUAUGUUGGCCGUCUAAAUCCAGAGGAAAAGGCGAUGGUGGGAGAAAUGAUUGAAGAAAGGGUCAAGGCCAGUGAUAUUUUGAUUGCUAUAAGGAAACACAACCCAACCAACUUGACUAGAAUUAAACAGAUUUACAAUGAGAAGCAAGCAUACAACAGGUUGAAGAGGGGAUCGUUGACCGAGAUGCAACACUUGAUGAAGUUGUUGGAAGAACACAAAUACGCACAUUGGUCCAGGGUGCAGGAUGGUACUGAUGUGGUCAGAUCUUUGUUUUGGGCACACCCUGAUUCCAUUCACUUAUUCAAUGAGUUUCCUCAUGUUGUGAUUCUGGAUAGUACAUACAAGACCAAUAGGUACAGGAUCCCUUUACUUGAGAUGGUGGGGGUUACGUCGAAAAAUUUGACAUACUCAAUUGCUUUUGCGUACAUGCAGAAUGAGCAAAAGGAUGAGGUUGUUUGGGCUGUGAAUAGAUUAAAAGACUUGAUCAUUAAUGAGGACAAUCUGCCGAAGGUCUUUGUUACAGACAAAGACCAAGUUUUGAUGGAAGCAUUGGAAACUGUUUUUCCCGCAGCUCGCUGUCUUCUAUGUCAGUUUCAUGUUACUCUUCGUGAAGGCCAUCCAAUGCCGACCACAGCUCACUUGUGGGCAUACAACUGUCACCCGGAUGCAAGAAAAUGGGAAGAGCCUUACAAAGAGCGCAUUGAAGAAUACGCGGCUUAUCUGAAACAAAAAAAUGGAGGAUGUAGUGAUGAUAUUAUUGACCUUAGUGAUGAUUAA
This is a messenger RNA of Lotus japonicus, 1170 nucleotides long. RefSeq names its product protein FAR1-RELATED SEQUENCE 5-like. NCBI's taxonomy places the organism in Eukaryota, Viridiplantae, Streptophyta, Magnoliopsida, Fabales, Fabaceae. The record is from RefSeq and is a predicted model, not a curated record. The transcript has 3 exons. Gene Ontology annotation, molecular function: DNA-binding transcription factor activity, RNA polymerase II-specific. The coding region runs from base 1 to 1170 and encodes 389 amino acids.